CACAGACACACACGACAAACCCCUCUGCAAAGAAAUGAAAAGAAUUACUUCUUUUAUACCCAGAACUUUGGCAACAUUGGAGAAGCAUGUAAUCCCGUCAUCUUCACCCGUACGAAUCAGUAAGCCAAAACCCAUUAAACGCACAAUCAUUCGCAAGCACAAGCACAAGAAACACAACAGAAAAGAUUUGUUCAUGAAACAAAUUGUCUCCUACCUUGUUUCUGAUUCUUAUAUGUAUAACCCUUUAGUUUCUCCUCAACCCGCCUUUGAUUUCCUUCCACCAAAACAGCUCUCCACUUUCACAGGAGGCUAUGGAGAUGUGGCUCUACCAAUUAGGAGGAGGAACAAGAAAUUGGUUGAGAAAGUUUUUGACUUUCUUGAAGCCGACUGCUAUUUGUAUUCUCCUUUGCUUACUAAUGAUCAUGUUUGUUCCAAGAGUCUUCCAGCAAAUCCAAGUUCAGGAACUUUCAAGACUCUCGGGGGAAGUGAAAGCACAGAAACACAGGGAAGACCUGUGGUUACUCGAACUGUAGCUUAUCGUGAAACAAUGAAGCACAUGUUUCGCCAGAAUUAUGGCACUAAACCCAUCCGAGGGGCAAUGCUUGAAACUGAGACAAAGAGAUCUGUGGAAUAAAUAUCGACAACUUCUGGAGAGAAUAUACAUGUGUGUGGUCUUUCAUGCAUAUAUGUAAGGAGACUAGAAUGCUGUUCUUAUAGUCAUCAUGUUGUAAUGUGGAUAGAUUUGGAUGGUUAGCGGUUUAACUGGUUUAAUCUAAUGUUCAUUUUAAUGAG
Messenger RNA from Lactuca saligna, 792 nucleotides. The record is from the annotation of a GenBank genome assembly. Lineage: Eukaryota; Viridiplantae; Streptophyta; Magnoliopsida; Asterales; Asteraceae.